AUGCACUAUGACUUCUUCUUGACAAACAUAAAGAAUCUUACUGAAAUAAAGAUGUAUGAUUUAACAGAAUAUGAAGGCUUAACGAUGUCAGAUGUAAAGAAAGGCAAACCAAAAAAGAGACCAUAUAGAGAUGAAAGCACACUGACAAAUGACCAGAAAGCCAUUUUGGAAGCUCUUAAGCAAACAGGAAACCCAGCACUUAUAGAAAGCUUUUGGAAAGAUAAUGGUGAAAAGAAGUUUUAUAAGAAGAGAAGCGGUCAGUUCUGGAAGUAUCUUUGCACAUUACCUAUAAAUCUUGAGCGCUACCAAAUCUUCAAUGAAUUGAACCAAAGAACUGCAGCACUUAUGACAGAAGACAAUUGUUUCGUUUAUGCUUGCAUUCAGGCUGGAGUAGAUGGAGAGACUAUUGACGAAAAAACCAGAAUUUUCGAAAAAGUGACACCAACUAUUAAAGUUAUUUUAUUACUAGAUUUAUUUACAAAUUAUAAGAUAAUAUCAUUAACCGAAUAUAUUUUUAAUAUAAAUAAAAAACUUUUUUUAUACAAAAAAUUACAAUCAAUCGAUAAAUAUUAUAAAACAUUUAUUCCAAAAAGAUUAAGUAAUAGGUGGGAUCCUGCAUAUAAUAUAAUUUUAUGUCAUAAAGCUUACAAAUUUUAG
Molecule: messenger RNA, 657 nt
Organism: Trichomonas vaginalis G3
Lineage: Eukaryota; Parabasalia; Trichomonadida; Trichomonadidae
Product: organellar and viral DNA polymerase type B
Exons: 1
Coding region: 1-657 (218 amino acids)
Source: RefSeq, a predicted model, not a curated record